Botrytis cinerea B05.10 is the source of this 3977-nucleotide messenger RNA. RefSeq lists its product as hypothetical. The record is from RefSeq and is a predicted model, not a curated record. Gene Ontology annotation, molecular function: glucan endo-1,3-alpha-glucosidase activity. Lineage: Eukaryota; Fungi; Ascomycota; Leotiomycetes; Helotiales; Sclerotiniaceae. Gene Ontology annotation, biological process: mating projection tip cell wall disassembly. The transcript has 6 exons. The coding region runs from base 76 to 3726 and encodes 1216 amino acids.
GACUUGUAAAUCUUUUGCUCAGUCUUCUAUACUAGGGUAAUCUUUACAGGCACGUGUCAAGUCGCCUAUUUCAUCAUGAAACGUCUCGUAACUCUAGCCGCAGUGUUAAUGUGCGUGUGCUGCGUUCAGGCAGCAGCUGUCUUUGCACACUUCAUGGUAUCCAAUUCGGUAAACUACAGUAUAGCUACAUGGAAGACAGACAUAAACUUGGCCCAGGAAGCUCAUCUAGAUGCUUUUGCUCUGAAUAUUGCGUACGGAGACGACAGCACCACCAACUACAUAGACCUCGCGUUCCAGGCUGCCGAAGCAACUGGCUUCAAGCUCUUCUUAUCAUUUGACUAUGCGGGCGGUGUUUCUGCUUGGCCAGCCACGGAAGUUUCAUCUAUUGCGAGCCGCUAUACUUCCAGCUCUUCAUACUAUCAUUACAAUGGCCAGCCUAUGAUUUCAACCUUUGAAGGCCCUGUAAAUGCAGACGACUGGACUGCCCUCAAGAAAGAGCUCGGUUGCUUCUUCAUCCCAGAUUGGUCCUCCCUCGGUGCCAAAGCUGCAGCGGAUCUUGGGGUGGCGGAUGGUCUGUUCAGCUGGGACGCCUGGGCAUGGGGAGAUAAAUCCAUGAACACCUACGUGGAUGCCUCCUAUGUGGACUAUCUCAACGGAGCUCCCUACAUGAUGCCGGCUUCCCCGUGGUUCUACACCAACCUCCCAGGGUACAAUAAAAACUGGCUCUGGCGCGGCGAUAACGCGUGGUAUGAUCGCUGGGUUCAGAUUUGGUGGUACAAACCCGAAUUUGUUGAGAUUAUCACUUGGAAUGACUAUGGCGAGUCACAUUAUAUUGGGCCUAUUUAUGACAAUGCUAUGGAGCUUUUCACGACCGGCAAAGCCCCCUUUAAUUAUGCUACAAAUAUGCCACACGAUGGCUGGCGGCUCUUCCUUCCUUUUGUCAUUGAUACCUACAAGUUCGGAACGGCUACUAUUACCCAGGAGGGAGUCGUCGGUUGGUAUCGUCUCAGCGAGGCUAAAGCAUGCAGCAGCCAUUUUACUUCCGGAAACACGGCGAGCCAGCUGCAGAUUGAAUUUGAGCCAUACGAUAUCGUUGAAGACGCCAUAUUCUUUACAGCACUUCUUGGAUCAGCGGCGGAUAUCAGUGUUAGUGUCGGCGGUGUGGCAUUGCGGGCUUCGUGGACGUACGAGCCAUUUGGCAGCGUGGGUCUCUACCAUGGAAGUGUCUCCUUCUCGGGUCAUACAGGUAUUGUCAUUGUCUCUGUAACUCGCGGCGGCGUGACAGUUGCCUCGUUCACCGGCGAGGCCAUUGGUACCCAAAACUGCAUCACAGGCAACACCAACUUCAAUGCAUGGGUCGGCUCCGCAACCUCAGGCGCUACCAUUUCCGCCACGCCGCCAACCCCAUUAUCAGAUAUGGUUUGCCGAAACGGCACUGGAUCGAACAACUUUGCAGGUCUCUGCGAAAAUGCGUGUGAAUACGGCGUGUACUGCCCACCGACAGCUUGCGUAUGUCUCCAGCUGGGUCCGUCGCUGGUCUCCUCGGCCCUCCCUAAGCAGACCAAUCCGCAAGGUUAUCCACUGGCCGGGGAAGACAGCAGUUACGGUGGUCUCUGCGCCUAUAACUGUGAGAUUGGAUUCUGCCCCGAUACAGCAUGUGGGACCGUCGUAGCACCGCUGAUUACACCGACGGUUUCCGACUUUAGCAAUCCGGCUUGCCAAGGCGGCGUCGGGGCAGGGGGCGAUGAAAACCUAGGCGGACUCUGUGGCUUUGCGUGUCCCUAUGGAUUUUGCCCCGCUGUCGCCUGUUCUUGUACAGCAUCAGGGGGGCUACCAGCCCAGCCGCCGGCAACGCCUACAGUGACGGGCGUUCCCGUCUUAGGAGUAAGCGAGCCAACAUACAGUGCAUUGUGUAGCUAUGCCUGUGAGCACGGCUAUUGUCCUGGAGCCUGCACAACCGCAGGAGAAGCAACACCAACCGGGACAGGAACAGGACCCGGCGACACCAACAGUGUAGUGUAUAUUGACCCGGAGAUUUGGAACUCGGCAGACCCGACCAUUAACUGUGAGCCCCCCUGCACAUUCGUGCUGCCACCGUGGACUCUGUCUACUACGACAACCAUAAACAUCGAUCCUCUUACCCAGACAUUCGAGGACACAUGGCCCAUCACUAGCGAUGGUCUAAUUGAGUACACGACUGUUACUAUGGUGACUGUCAUUACCUUUCCAGCUAUCGUGACAACAAUGAUUCCUGUUUCCAACAUUAUCUGGGAUCCCGUGGGGGGUUCUUCCUCGGUUGCCGAUAUAUACAGUAGCUUUGACGUUCCGGGAGUCACCAUGACCGAGGGUCCUGGGCCAAACGGGCAGCCCGGGAUAACCUACGUAUAUAGUUACGGACCCUAUCCGAGUCCCACUUCUACAAGCACGACGGCGGGAGGGGUCCCGCCAACAGGACCUCCUGGACAUCCUAGCCGUGUCACAAUAACGAAAGGUAGUCCGUCGCCAACGUGCCCCUUUCCUGAUGCAUGUCAUGGGCAUCCCUGCAAAGGAUCACACUGCACAAACGGGCUGCAUCCGCUGUCAUUAAUCACUCUUCCCUGCCUUGGACUAGGCUGCAACAACAACAACAACAACAACAACAACAACAACAACAAUGGCAAAAAUCCCAGCCCAACUCCGUGUCUUGGAAACGGCUGUGAUAAUACCUCUUCAUCCUCGUCGUCAACAUCGACUUGUGCAACUAAGACUGUUACCGAAUGCUACCAGGUUUGUACAACGACCCCCUGCGCUAAGGUAUGUAAUACCUAUGCGGGGUGUGAUUGCACCACAUCAACCGUGACAGACUACUGGGUUUCGUGUAUGUCAUCGACCUGCACGACCACAUCUUCCGAAGUCAUCACCGGCUGUUAUGCAACGGCUACCACCACGACAGUCGGUGAAUCUUGUCCCACACUUGUCUCCCUGGAUCCCAGUACCGACGAUCAGGGUGACGACGCAACCGAUCUACCACUCGUAGGAGACAUCGUCACCAUCUUGUAUCCCGAAAGUGUGAUCAUCGGGAACACCCUUUACUAUGUCACGAGCGGAAUUUUCUCUAUCGGAAGUAUUGACUACGGCGUUCCCAGUGUGAGUACCCCGGUGACCACUCUCUACAGCGGACGAACCGGGGUAAUAUACCCUCAGGCUACAGGUCCAAGCCUCUCUUUAACAGUAGACUGGAUGACCAUAAUUGAAAUGCUACCUCCGCCCACUACUGCGCGGACGACCGCGCCAAAACCCACGACAACCGCGCCAAAACCCACGACAACCGCCGUGUCCCAGCCAAGUCCCACAGGCGUCGACAGCGGCGUGCUCCAAUGCGAGGCCAGCUCGAUGCCCGAGAUGACGGCCGGCGAUGUGGACCAGGCCAUCAACGAUCUGUGCGCGGACGCUAGAACGAGCGGGGCCAUCUUCAAAGAUGGCGGAAUAUCCAUCCAGGCUAUUCAGUACACGCCGCCCGACAACGUGUACCAGAACAUUGGCAUUUCGGCGACCUGGAUUGGCGGAAGUAACUGUCCGACGCUCGACUUCGCCAACAACGCGAAUACGGCUGUCGCGACGUGCCAGAAACAGCUGCACGACAUCGUGACCUACUGUCCUGCCCCGAUACAAGGAACGCAACAUUACACGUACGGAGGAAUCUUUACUAGGGACUGCAUCGCAUGGGAAAUUACGCUUGCCUCCUAGGGGAACAAUAGAAUCUGUUACCACUUACUACAUAAAAAUGGAUCUAGUCAUCAAAUUCUACCAGCGCAUCAACGCCCUCCCCACCCAACCUUUCCAAAAAUUGACUACUUUGUUAAUGUAAUGAAAUCUUCAAUAUUUUAAUUUUGUAUUAAAUAAAUAGUCUCUAAGAUAUUAAUUAAAUUAAUAAAUUUGUAAAAGCAAACCAAAUGAAAAUGUACUCUAUAUAUUAUAUAAUUAUAUAAUAUAGUUUA